ACCCGGAGUUAUUUAGCACACUUAAAGUUACAUACACGCACAGUAUUGCCUAGAAACCCAAAGUAGCCUUAUACUAGCAAAUUUGGGUUGAGCAGCUUUUGCAAGUAAGCUUACCUCUGUGUGUGUGUGUGCAAUCUAUGUAAGGAAUGUAUGCAAUUGGGGCACUAGCUUGCUGCUCGAACUAUUAAAGUGAAUACACAAAAUGGAUAAAUACAUGAAGCACAAGUUACCUACAUGGUUACAACCCGUGUUUAAAUCUCAGAGAACCCAGACUGUUGAACAGGUACCAGCACCAAUGAAAGAGUUGUAUAUAAGAUCUGGAUUUCGAGUGAUGAACCAACCAUGGAGUUAUUAUUUACUUAGUUUAUUUAAUUGGCAUAAUGAAACUCUAAAUGUGUGGACACAUCUUGUGUCAUUCGUUGUGAUAUGGAACUACACAGACCAUCUUGGUGAGACUUUCGAUCUGAAAGGUUCGAGUGCUGGAGCUGUUAUUCUUGGAUAUUCCAUUGGAGCUUUAUUACUCACUCUUCUCAGUUCCGUCGCCCAUUUGUUCCACGCGAAAUCAUUAAAGCAUCAUUAUCUAUUCUUUGCUCUAGAUUAUAUAGGUGUGUCUUUAUACUGUUUUGGCUGUGGUAUAUUAACACAUUAUGUAUUCAGUCCCAGUGAAACAUUCCUUGUUUUGAGAAAUACCUACAUUCCAGUACAUUUCUUUCUGUGUUUUAAUAGUUUCUUAUCUUGUACUGUAGCUAAAUUAUAUUUUCACGGCAACAAGCGGAAGAUGAUAAUGGUAUCAGGAUGUUUUGCCCAUACCCUGUGGUUGUUAAUACCUAUAUUUGCCCGAUAUUAUUAUUGUAUAGUAGACACGUCAUGUUCCGUGUUAUCAUUAAACCACCUUGUUGCAAUGUACAUCUGCCUGAUGGCGACUAGUGUAGCGUAUGUCGCCCAUCAACCCGAAAAAUCAAACCCUGGAGCGUUCGAUAUUAUUGGACAUAGCCAUCAAAUAUUUCACAUUUUUGUGUUUUUUACAAUAUUGGCACAAUUUAACGCCAUGACCUACGAACUGGGUAUGACCAAGUCAGUUAAUGAAGACCUGACAGUCAACCACGUCUAUACUGUUCACAUAAUUUUAAUAGUUAUGGAAAUUACAGCAGUUAUAUUUUUAUUACCUCAGCUAAACAAGAAAGUUAAAGAUAUAGAAAGUUGUGCCAGUGUUAAACAGAACUAAAUAAUUGUGCGUGAUUUGGAUCGGCUAAAUAACUGAGGCACAAAAAAAAAAGAAAUUCUACAAACGCUAUAAUAAAAUUGUAAGAAAUGCAUAUAAUUACAGCUAUCUCUAUACGUAUACUGAAUAUGACUAGUUCCAUCAAAAACAACAUUAUCCAUCUAAACUAAAAUGACCUAAAUAACACGACAGAUGAUUAAUUUUCCCCAGGCUAGCUGUAAAUUAAAAAAGGGUGUAACUUGUAUAUUCAAACUUGAAAUUCGAUCUGUAUAUUAUUUAUUAUUUAAAGCGAGUGGUAGCACAGUUAUAAUUCAAUAACGUAUCUUGAAUGUUUUGUACUUUUUACAGUUAGAGAUAGGUGGACGCACUAGAGGCUUGUGGACGCUCUAGAGGCUAAAGUUAAUAUCUGAUUGACUUUAAAUUUAUACACAGUGUUUAAGGUCAUAAGACGAAGAAACUUUUUGGUUUUCAGCGAUUUCCGAUAAUUACUGCCGGAGUUAUGACCCUUGAUCACUUUGAAAAAUCUUGUGGGCGCUCUAGAGGCUACAGUUAAUAUUCGAUUGACUAUAAAUUUAUACACAGUGUUUAAAGUCAUGAGACGCAGAAGCCUAGUGAUUUUCAAUGAUUUCCGAUAAUUACUACCGAGUUAUGGCCUAUGAAUACUUUGAAAAAUCUUGUGGAUGCUUUAGAGACCAAAGUUAUCAUCUGAUUGACUUUUGAUUGAUACACAGAGUUUAAGGCCUUGAGAUAAACAAGUAUAUUGGUUUUCAAUGAAUUUUGAUAACUUGUACAGCUAAAUCCAUUUUAUUAAAUGUUUCGUAUACAAAACGUUAGCAUGGGGCAGAACUAAAAGCCAAACAAAUUCUAAUAAUUACUUAAUGAAUUGUUACUCUUAAUCAGAUUUUAGUGUAUUAUAGAUGUUUCAUUACCGACAAUAGAAAAAAUAUGCGACAACUCUUGUUGACUUCACGGACGACUUAGCUUAUGUGAGCGUAUGUUUCGUUGCCUGGCAACCUAUCUUUUUAUACUUUCAAUAGCCUACACUACAGAGGAUCUGAAAAGUUGUACUCGAAGGUUGUGUCAGGGGUCGUACGAGCGGCUUUUGACCCUAUGACGUCAGACAUUGAUUAAUCAAUCAGUUGACGUUUCUAGUGGUUUACCCACAGUUCCGUGCAUAGCACGCCAAGAAGUCGCCGUGACAGACCGUUUCAUUGGCUUAUCCCUCACUUCAACCAAAGUCCCGGUAAUAUAACAACUCUUGCAGAUCCUAGUGUAGUAAAGACAAGUAAAACGAAAUUUUAGACUAUAAAAAACGAAACGAAAUAUGGUCUGUGUUUUUAUCAGAUUGUAUUGUGCGUGGUUAUUUUAACCGAAAAUCUCUCAAAUUAGUCUCAAGUCCGUCUAGCCCGGCCAGCUAAUUUCUGAUUACUGUUCUUCGAAUUCCAACCGUCAUCUUUCCCUUCAGGUAAUUAUCGCCAAAUUAUAACUUUUCACCGAUAGUUAAAUUAGUGGAAAUAACCCGAACAAAUAAUCGAAUAUUUUACCUUAUUGUUCAUUUGUCGACCCAUUUUCUAUGAUGAGACGAGAAGAGGCAUAUAUAAUUAAAUAGGGGGCUAUGUAGAUGUUACAUAAGUAUAGGCAGUCUAUAUACCAGUAUGUAACUAUAACGAUAUUUAUUCAUCUAUUUUCCAUGACAAACAGCUGUGAUAUAAAUUAAACAUUAUGCAAAAUAAUAUACACGUAUUCGUGAAUGCUUAAUAUUAGAUUUAACAAUAUUUUAUAUAUAUAUAUAUAUAUUUUCUGGAACCUAUAUUGUUUAUUUUCUUUGACUAUUUUCUUAUAUUCUUUACAUUAUAAAAUAUAUUUUGUGUGUUGUAUACAGUUUAACGGGUAUGACUAAUAAGUUUAAUCAUAAAACAUAUAACCCUGAAUAAAAACCCUAUUACA
Molecule: messenger RNA, 3169 nt
Organism: Patella vulgata (common limpet)
Lineage: Eukaryota; Metazoa; Mollusca; Gastropoda; Patellidae
Product: membrane progestin receptor alpha-B
Exons: 2
Coding region: 203-1225 (340 amino acids)
Cellular component (GO): membrane
Molecular function (GO): signaling receptor activity
Source: RefSeq, a predicted model, not a curated record